Messenger RNA from Carica papaya (papaya), 876 nucleotides. It is a transcript of the gene NTL, whose product is annotated as NTF2-like protein. The record is from RefSeq and is a predicted model, not a curated record. Gene Ontology annotation, biological process: nucleocytoplasmic transport. NCBI's taxonomy places the organism in Eukaryota, Viridiplantae, Streptophyta, Magnoliopsida, Brassicales, Caricaceae.
CCUUUAUCAGAACAUGGUAGCCGCCCCUUUUCUUAUACACUAAAAAAAAUAUUUACAAAAAAAUAAAAAUGAACUGCUGCUUUAUGCUAUGCUCUUCAAGUUUUGCUCGUACGCCUUUGCGUGCAUAUGCAGCGCAGUGUUGAUUCUCCACCUCGCUCUUCUCUAAUUUCCCCAUUUACCCUUCCUCCAUUACCCUACGUGCUCCUCCCCUGUAAGGGCAUUAUGAUCAUCUGACAGAUUAACGUCACCCUCCCACUCCCUCUCCUUUAUGUUGCCUUAACCCGAAUGUUAUGCUCAUCUUAAUCUUUAUAUAUCAUCCAUCCACAAACACAGACACUGAAUAUCAGUAUCGGUCGGGGUGAAAACAAUGGAAGAUCAGGUGGACUUGGUCGGGAAAGUUUUUGUAGAUCACUACUACCAUCUCUUCGACAACGAUCGAGCUUCCCUCUGUUCGCUCUACCAGCCCACCUCCAUGCUCACCUUCGAGGGACACAAGGUUCUGGGAGUCGACAACAUCUCUGCCAAGCUUAACCAGCUUCCAUUCGAUCAAUGCCGCCACUCCAUCACCACCAUUGAUUCUCAGCCUUCCUCCUCCUCCGCAGGGGGCAUUGUCGUCUUCGUCAGCGGUAACCUCCAGUUGCCCGGCGAGGAACACCUCUUGAGAUUCAGCCAGAUGUUCCAUUUGAUUCCCACCGCACAAGGGAGCUUCUUCGUGCAGAACGACAUAUUUCGGCUUAACUAUGGUUAAUUACAUUUAUGAUCUUAUUUGACAUCAGUGUCAUACUUAUGUAAUGUCGAACCAGUUAAUGUAAGAAUUAUGAGUUAUAAAUAAAUAAGAUAUUUUACUUCUUUAGGAGGAGACCAGACCAAGAAAUA